Messenger RNA from Carassius gibelio (silver crucian carp), 2228 nucleotides. RefSeq names its product immunoglobulin superfamily member 8-like. The record is from RefSeq and is a predicted model, not a curated record. NCBI's taxonomy places the organism in Eukaryota, Metazoa, Chordata, Actinopteri, Cypriniformes, Cyprinidae.
GUCAAUAAGAGCGAUAGCGAAAGGAAAACCGAACCGUUUGUGCAGUUCUGCUGGUUUAAAACGCGCACUGAAAUCAGAAGUUCGUUCGUGUUUGCUUGUCUAGUCCGUCGUGACUAAAUGAAUGUUUGAUUUCAGCACCAGACCGAGGACAGCGCGCUAGCAUGUGUUUUUACUAUAGUAAAAUGGGGUAAACUACGGGGAUCAGCGCGGAAUGGCACUGCGGUGGAUCACUUUCAUCGCUUUACUGUGGGAGUUGCAGUGCUGCAUGUGCCGUGAGGUCACUAUUCCCUCAGGGCCGCUUUACCGGGUCGCAGGUUUCUCACUGUCCCUGCCCUGCUCCGUUUCGGGAUACGAAGGCCCGCAGACGCAGGAUUUCGAGUGGUACCUGUACCGGGACGAUGCUGGGGGUCAGCAGAUGGGAGUGGUGUCCACACGGGACACAGGCUUUCCGUACGCACCAUUCCAGAGUCGUGUGCAGGUCGGCGAGGUUCGGGUCGAGAGGGAUUCAGGAGACAAAGCCAGACUGAUCAUCCAGAGGCUGCGUCCAGACGAUCAGGGCCGUUACGAGUGUUACACGCCCAGCACUGACACCCGCUUCCUAGGGAACUACAGCUCAUCAGUGGUGGUCAAAGUGAUUCCAGACACGCUGCUCAUAACACACUCUCGAAUUCUGAGCGGCCAACCCAUGAUCGAAGGCACAGAGCUUCAGCUGACGUGCGCCGCAGCCGUCCAAUCAGAUUAGCACACUCAUGUGUCCGUCACGUUCCACAUGCGCAGCAGCAAGGGGGCGGAGUCUCAGGGUCCCACCCUCAGCGAGAUCAUCUCCAUCGACCCCGAGCUGCGUGUGACGCCGGGCCACAGCGCCACCUACAGGAAGAGAUACGGAGACGGAGAGAUCGCUGUGGAGAAGCGCAGAGGGGGCGGAGUCCGGGAUCUGUACGUGCGGAAGAUGAGCGCUCUGGCACCCGAGGAUUCUGGGUCGUAUUUCUGCGAGGCUGCGCAGUGGAUCAGAGAUCCGGAUGGCAAAUGGGAACGCAUCGCACAGAGGACCAUGGAGCUCGGGAAUCUCACCGUUCAACCGCUUGCGGACACAUUGAGCGUGCGUUUGCUCCCGGAGGGUGAUGUCUCUCUGCGUCCCGGCGCUCCGCUCCGUCUCCGCUGUCAGGUGUCCGGCGUGGGCUCGGGGAAGGGCUCGGCGCUGCUGGUGCAGUGGAUGCGGCGCGGUUCGGAGGGGGGCGUGGAGCUGGAGGUGGUGCGUGUGGAUCCUGACGGUGUGGUGGUGUGGGGUGAUGAUCUCAGCAGGGCUGGAGGAAGGAGCUUGGAGAAGGAGGCUGACGGGAGCUUCUCUCUACACCUGUUCUCCGUUCACCCGUCUGACGCCGGACUCUACCGCUGCGCUGUGAGCGUCUACACCGGGAGGAAAACAUCAGCGCCGGACAGUCCAGCCACGAUCACACAGAGAUCAGACUGGGUCACUGUCAGCCUGAAGACUGAAGAGGUGCGUGUGUCUGCUAGCAUUGCUAUACAGCGGCGUCCGCUCCUGAAGCGCGGCAGCACCGUCACGCUGCUCUGUAACGUCUCUGUGGACUCCAGCCGAGAGGAUCAGGGACACUAUCAGUGUCGAGCGCAGGUUUGGGCGCAGGAUCCACGAGGAGGAUGGUACAGCACCGACGCUGAAGCCCAGUCUGUGAGCGUUCACCUGUACCUGUACACACGAGUCACUGAUCUGCUGCUCGUUCCUCUCGUCAUCGGCGUAUCGUCGGCUCUGUUCGUGGCCGUCCUGAUUAUAUCCGCUGUGAUCUGCUGCUUCAUGAAGAGACAGCGCUCACACAUAUGGAAGUAGGAAGAGACUUUCAUGGGAAAACAUUCAGUUAUAUACCAGAACAAUGGGUUUUAAACAGAUUUACGCAGAUGUAAUGUGCACUAACAAUUGGGAAGGAAAUCAGAACGAUAGUGAAAAUGUACAGGACCGUCACGUUAUAUUAAUCCAUAUGUGGAUGCUAACAGUUGCAUAUACACAAAUGCACAAUAAUUUUUCCUCAGACUGUGACAUUGCUCACUGUAUUUACACUGCUAUAAGAUGUGCUCGUAAUUCAGUGUAAGAUCAACAGAGUACCAUAUAUUUAUAAUAUUAUUACCAUUAUUUAUUAUUAUUAUUAUUUUCACUGUGUGCGUAAUAUUUUCUUGAAGAUCAAGCAAAUUUACAAUCCAAUCCAAAUUUCAUGUCU